Messenger RNA from Lottia gigantea (owl limpet), 1494 nucleotides. RefSeq lists its product as hypothetical. The record is from RefSeq and is a predicted model, not a curated record. Gene Ontology annotation, molecular function: cyclin-dependent protein serine/threonine kinase regulator activity. Gene Ontology annotation, cellular component: mediator complex; nucleus. Gene Ontology annotation, biological process: positive regulation of transcription by RNA polymerase II. The transcript has 11 exons. The coding region runs from base 15 to 896 and encodes 293 amino acids. Lineage: Eukaryota; Metazoa; Mollusca; Gastropoda; Lottiidae.
UUGUCAACAAUAAAAUGGCUGGAAAUUUUUGGCAUAGCUCACAUUAUCAACAAUGGGUACUGGACAAGCAAGACUUGAUGCGAGAACGUCAAGCAGAUUUAAAAGUUGUUUCUGAAGAUGAAUACAGCAAAGUUAUGAUCUUUUUUGCCAAUUUUAUCCAAGCUUUAGGUGAACAGUUGAAAGUUCGACAACAAGUUAUAGCAACAGCUACUGUUUAUUUCAAACGAUUUUACGCAAGAAAUUCAUUAAAAUGUAUUGACCCAUGGUUAAUGGCACCGACUUCAAUAUUUCUGGCUUCAAAAGUUGAGGAAUUUGGAGUCAUUUCUAACAGUAGAUUAAUCUCAACUUGUCAAACAGUUGUAAAAACCAAAUUUCCUCAUGCUUUCAAUGGAGAUUAUCCCUACAGAAUACAAAAUGUUUUAGAAUGUGAAUUUUAUCUUCUGGAAAUGAUGGAUUGUUGUUUAAUAUUGUACCAACCAUAUAGACCUCUAACUCAAUACUGUAAUGAUCUCAAACCAGAGACAGAUUUAUUACAGGUUUCUUGGCGUAUUGUAAAUGACAGUUUAAGAACUGAUAUACCAUUACUGUAUCCACCAUAUCUUAUUGCUAUAGCGUGUUUACACAUGGCUUGUGUUAUCAAACAGAAAGACGUGAAACAAUGGUUUGCUGAACUCUCUGUUGAUAUGGAUAAGAUUUUAGAAAUUUCCAGGCAGAUCCUCGCCCUGUAUGAAAUGUGGAAAACCUACGAUGAAAAGAAAGAAAUCGCGGGAAUCUUGGCAAAAAUACCGAAACCAAAACUCAACCCUUCCAGGCCCCCAUCGGCUGGUCCCAACAACCAGGAAAAUAAUACCCAGAAUUCCUCAUCACAAUCAAAUCAACAGUCGUCUAAACACUGAUUGGUUGAUUUUCAGCCAAUCAAAAUCAUCAACCAAUGAAAUUGCAUAUAGAAGUAGAAUAUACCAAAAAAACAUUUUCAAUGAAAUUGGAGAUUACAUUCUGCUGAGAAUUCCUGCAAAGACAUUGGCUGGUUAUUUUUAGCCAAUCAAAAAGACUUUAGCAACUUUGCUGAACAUUUUGUGAUGUCAUAAGCACUCUAUUCGAAAGAUGAAUGAACAAAGAAUAAAGGAAGUAACAUUAAAUGAAUGAAUGAUCAAAGAAUGAAUGAAUGAAUGAAUGAUUCAGUUAAAAAAAUCUCCAGCUCGUUAUCUUGGUCAAAGCUGACGCGAUAUAUUUUUGAAGGACAGAAAGUCAGAUGGAAAUAUAACACAUUUAAGUUUUCUAGUCUGAAACUUCUGCCUCUAUUCCAGCCUCUGAUAGAUAUUUUGAAAGUUAUCUGCUGUAGUAGAAUCAGAAAAACUAGGCCCGAUUUUAUGGGGAUUUGCCAAACUUUUGUAGGUUGGUCUAGGUUGUGCAUAUUUGACAUCCUUGGCAGACUCAAGACAUUAUUGUAAAUACUGUACAAUUUUACAUUAAAAAUUAAAUAUGUAGAUAUAU